CCCGGCCACGCUCCCGCCUCCCGCACCAUAGGCCGCCCCCCGCGCCCUCGCAGUCUUUAACGUCCCAGCCUCUCGUUUGCCUCGCACUCCUGCCGCCCAUCACCCAACCACCGCGCGCCUCUCCUCUCCUCUCCUCUCCCGCCGCGCGAAUCGCGAUCUUUUCCUAAGCCGCGGCCACGGUUUGCCUCGCUAGCUUGCAGUAUCUGUAUCACACAGAGGGGUCAAGGGGACGGAUCAGCUAGCUCUCUCUAUAGCUAGCAAAGCCGGCCAUGUGCAAGAGGAGCUGCAUGGCGCCGUCCGAGUCGUGCGCGGCGCGGCCGGCGGACGAGAGGCCGGCGGUCUGCAGCUGCGGCGGGGCCGGUGGUGGUCAGGCGGCGGCGGGGACGUCGUCGGACCGCCACCACCAGCUUGUGCUGCUGCAGGCGGAGGCGGUGGAGAAGAAGAAGGGCGGCAGGGGGGCGGCGGCGCCGGACGAGGCGGCGAUGGCCGACGGCGGCGGCGGUGGCGGAGGCGCUGGGGAUCACCAUCAGCAAGCGGCGUUGCUGGCGCCGUUGCCGGUGUCGAGGCGGCCGGCGCCGUCGUCGGUGGCGGCGGGGGAGGAGAGGGAGAGCGCGCGGGAGCGGCUGAAGCGGCACCGGACGGAGAUGGCCGGGCGGGUGCGGAUCCCGGAGAUGUGGGGGCAGGAGAGGCUGCUCAAGGACUGGGUCGACUGCGCCGUCUUCGACCGCCCGCUCGCCGCCACGCGCGGCCUGCUCACCGCCCGCGACGCCCUCGUCGCCGAGUGCGCCGCCCCCGCGCGCCGCCCGCCGCACGGCCCCACCGCCCGCCCGCUCCGGGUGCAGAACGGCUGCUCUUGAUCGUGAUCGAUCGCCUCCGAUCUCCAUCGAUCGAUCGAUCGAGUGCUUUCGUCAAGUUUUUGCCUCCCCUGGCCGGCCGCCUGCUAGCUUCUUCCAAGUGAAAAGUUACUCGUCUUCUAUGCGAAACCUAUUCGGGGUAUGGAUUAUUUGAUCGAUGUCAAGUACUCUACUUAAUCUGUAUACUACUUUUGACUACUGGUGGAUGUAAUUAAUUAGUUAAUUGAUCACCAUUUGCGGCAAGUUCGAUCCAUUCUUGUUCGAAGCAAUACUCCGUCUGCUCUAAUAUAAGAGCUUGCUAGCUGUUGAUUAUUUCA
Messenger RNA from Oryza sativa Japonica Group (Japanese rice), 1171 nucleotides. RefSeq lists its product as uncharacterized. The record is from RefSeq and is a predicted model, not a curated record. Gene Ontology annotation, biological process: blue light signaling pathway. Lineage: Eukaryota; Viridiplantae; Streptophyta; Magnoliopsida; Poales; Poaceae.